AUGUCGGAACCCAUUCCACCAACUCCUAAAACUAAAAAACCAUUUUACAGAUAUUUCAAAUUUUUAGCAACAUUAUUAUUGUUCUUAGUUCCACUAAUAUUUUCCAUAUCAAUGUCCAAAACAAAAGAACAACAACCACAGCAGCAUCAGCAAGUAUUUACGAAUAAGAACAUUGUAAACGAAGAUAUUGCACGUAUUGCUACUACUGAUGAUGCCCGUACCAUAUUGAAAUACUUUAUUCCAGAUGAACAAUCAGAAGGUGUAGGAGCCCGUGUAAGGAGAGCCAUAGGAACGAACGAAAUGCCUCGUUUCCCACCAUUCUUAAUGUUAGAUCAUUUCAAAGUAACUCCACCAGAACAAGGGUUUCCUGACCAUCCUCACCAUGGUCAAGAAACUAUCACAUACAUCUUAGAUGGGAUGAUUGCUCAUGAGGAUUUCACUGGGUCCAAAGGUGUAUUACGUCCUGGUGAUUUACAAUUCAUGACUGCUGGGAAAGGUAUUGUUCAUUCUGAAAUGCCUGUCUUGAUGAAAGAUGGGAGACCUGGGAUUGGACUACAAUUGUGGGUAGAUUUACCAAGAGAAUUGAAAAAUUGUGAACCAAGAUAUAGAAAUUUAAGGAAAAAUGAAAUACCUAUUGUUCAUACCGAUGAUGAGAAACAUAUGACCGUGAAAGUUAUUAGUGGGAAUGCAUAUGGUGUGGACUCUGUUAGAGACUUGGCUUAUACUCCAAUUCAUUUCUAUCAUUAUAUAUCUGAUAAGGCAGGUGUGGAAUUCAAGCAAAGUGUUCCUGAUGAUUUUAAUGUGUUUUUAUAUGUCAUGAAGGGAGCUGUAGUUAUCGAUGAUCAAAUUUUCAAGCAAAAUACGGCUGUUUUCUUCAAUGUUGAUGGUCAUUCCAUAAAGGGACAAUCUGCAACCAAUGAUACUGAGUUUGCCAUUAUUGGAGGUAAAAUCUUAGAUCAACCACUUGUUCAACAUGGCCCAUUCGUUGAAACUACUAGAGAAGAUUUAUACAAGGUUUUUGAGAAUUAUCAGCAAGGUAUAAAUGGUUUUGAAAGAGCUGUUAACUGGAGAUCUUCUAUUGCUGAUGGUAUAGACGAGGAUACUGCAAAUGCACUAUUAAAUUAA
Molecule: messenger RNA, 1125 nt
Organism: Naumovozyma dairenensis CBS 421
Lineage: Eukaryota; Fungi; Ascomycota; Saccharomycetes; Saccharomycetales; Saccharomycetaceae
Product: pirin family protein
Exons: 1
Coding region: 1-1125 (374 amino acids)
Source: RefSeq, a predicted model, not a curated record